This is a messenger RNA of Leptonychotes weddellii (Weddell seal), 657 nucleotides long. The record is from RefSeq and is a predicted model, not a curated record. Lineage: Eukaryota; Metazoa; Chordata; Mammalia; Carnivora; Phocidae.
CAGCGAGUGGUCUCCACCUCCAGCUAGUGCUGCUGCGGCGUCCCGCGGCCUCCCCGAGAAUCAGGCGGGAGGGGAGAGCGGGUGUGGAUUGGUCUUGACGAACUAAGGUUCCAGAUGGCAAAUUCUAUGAAUGGCAGAAACCCUGGUGGUCGAGGAGGAAACCCCCGAAAAGGACGGAUUUUGGGUAUUAUUGAUGCUAUUCAGGAUGCAGUUGGACCUCCUAAGCAAGCAGCAGCGGAUCGCAGGACUGUGGAGAAAACUUGGAAACUCAUGGACAAAGUGGUCAGACUGUGCCAAAAUCCCAAGCUUCAGUUGAAAAAUAGCCCACCAUAUAUACUUGAUAUUUUACCUGAUACAUAUCAGCAUUUGCGACUUAUAUUGAGUAAAUAUGAUGACAACCAGAAACUUGCCCAACUCAGUGAGAAUGAAUAUUUUAAAAUCUACAUCGAUAGUCUGAUGAAAAAGUCAAAGCGGGCAAUAAGACUCUUUAAAGAAGGCAAGGAGAGGAUGUAUGAAGAGCAGUCACAGGACAGGUAAGAAUGUUUCCGCUUUUAUUGUUUUCGAUGGUAAAGUCAUAAUUUCCAUGGCUUUUUGCAUCACAGCAUUAAUGUCACCAUGUUUUUGUUUCAGAAGAAAUAUUGCAUUUGUAGAUUUGCU